Messenger RNA from Acanthaster planci (crown-of-thorns starfish), 3067 nucleotides. It is a transcript of the gene sf3a3, whose product is annotated as splicing factor 3a subunit 3. The record is from RefSeq and is a predicted model, not a curated record. Gene Ontology annotation, molecular function: zinc ion binding; RNA binding. Gene Ontology annotation, biological process: mRNA splicing, via spliceosome. Lineage: Eukaryota; Metazoa; Echinodermata; Asteroidea; Valvatida; Acanthasteridae. Gene Ontology annotation, cellular component: nucleus; spliceosomal complex.
GUCGAUUAACAACGCGGCCUGGCUGUUGUAUGUUGAACGUUUUGUCAGUGUCGGUGUUACAACUGUAUGUCAUGGAAAUUUAAAGUGUGUAGACUCAAGUCACUCGUGUUCAAGUUGUAGUAAUUUUAUUUUAGAAAGGUGAUAAGGCAGUGUACGUCUGUGAAUCAUGGAGACAAUUUUGGAGCAACAGAGGCGGUUACAUGAGGAGAGAGAGCGGAUUGUUGAAGCCAUGGUGAAGGAAACGCUACACAAGAAAAGUUCGAGCCGUGAACAGAUUAACUCAGAUCAACGGACCAGGAAACUCCUUGAUAAACACAUGGAUGACACAGCCAUGCUGAGAGACAUCUAUGAAGACAAAGAUGGUCUGCGAAAGGAAGAGGUCCAAGCAUUGUCAGGGCCCAAUGAGUUCCAAGAAUUCUACGCUCGGUUGAAAACAAUCAAGGACUUUCACAGGAAACACCCCAAUGAGAUUGCCAUCCCGAUGUCCUACGACUACGAUCGGAUGGACGAGGAGCGAGCCAACCCAGUGGAGGAGAAUCAGACCUUGGUGGAGUUCACUGAUGAAGAAGGUUACGGCAAGUACCUGGACCUCCAUGAAUGCUACGACAAAUACAUCAACCUAAAGAACAUUGAGAAAAUUGAUUACCUGACCUAUCUGGCGACUUUUGAUCAGCUCUUUGGCAUCCCGAAAGACCGCAAAAAUGCAGAAUACAGAAGAUAUCUGGAGCUCUUGCUGGACUAUCUGCAGGGCUAUACACGCCGUCUCAAACCCUUGCUGGACAUGUCGGAGGAACUGGACAAAGUCAAGUCUGAUUUUGAGACGCAGUGGGAAGGGGGUACCUUCCCAGGGUGGGGGAAAGAGGCAGCCAGUGCCUUGGCACAUGCAGGAGCCCAUCUGGAUCUGUCUGCCUUCUCCUCUUCUGAGGAAUUGGCCUCGCUGGGUCUGGAUCGUCUGAAAUCGGCCUUGAUGGCGCUGGGCCUGAAGUGUGGUGGGACUCUGGAAGAGAGAGCUCACCGUCUCUUCAGCACCAAAGGAGUACCCAUGGACCAGUUGGACACCUCGCUGUUUGCCAAGAGCAAAACUGGAAAGGGGGGUAAAAAAGAUAACAGCGGCAAGCAGAAGGAUAUAGCAUUCCUAGAGGCACAGGUCUACUUCUUUGCCGAGCUGCUUGGGGAGCAACGGUUGGCAACACGCGAGAACAUCCAGCGCAAGCAGGCACGCACGGACGCCGAGCGCGAAGAUGACGAAGAGGAACAGUACAGUGACAGCGACAGUGAUGACGACGACAACGAGGUCAUCUACAAUCCCAAGAACCUCCCCCUCGGAUGGGACGGCAAGCCCAUUCCAUACUGGUUGUACAAGUUGCAUGGUCUAAACAUCACGUACUCCUGUGAGAUCUGUGGUAACCAGACCUACCGAGGCCCCAAGGCAUUCCAGAGACACUUUGCUGAAUGGCGCCAUGCUCACGGAAUGCGUUGCCUGGGCAUUCCUAACACGGCUCACUUCGCGAAUGUGACGCUGAUUGAAGAUGCGCUCUCCUUGUGGGAGAAAUUGAAAGAAGCCAAGUCAUCUGAGCGAUGGCGUCCAGACACUGAGGAGGAGUUUGAAGAUUCAAGCGGUAACGUCGUCAACAAGAAAGUCUUUGAGGAUCUCAAGAGACAGGGACUUCUGUAAGAGCUGGGGUUCCAACUUUCCAACUUUCUGUUUUCAUUCAGUAGUGAGAAUCCUUUUGGAAGUUUUUUUUGUGUAAAAUAGUAUUUUUGGUUUCUGUUAACAUCGAAUGAUCAAGAAAAAAACUGGUCUGUUGAACUUCCGUCGUGGGAAAUGUUGAUCAAAGGGUCCCUGCAACGUAUUUUUCUUAAUCUGUACUCUCUUAAAUGUACGUUUAAAUAGUGAAGUUUUUUAAACAUGUAACAUUUUCUGUGCUUUUCCUGACGGUUGUCAUGUUAAUGUUAAGUCAUUUCAGGAAGUCACUUUAUUAUGAGGGUUUUUCUGCUCAAAUAGCGAGUGCAAAUGUGCUCACCAAAAAUAUCUUUGUAUACAACUUUGUUUACUGGCCAACUGUCAUGAACUGAAACACCAGCAAAUUACCGGAGAAAAAGAAAAUGUCAGAUGGUAAAACAUCAAAAUUAAACUCUGGCAAAUGUUUGUGCUGAAAUUACCCUCAAAUUGAGGCAGCUUUUUGAAAUGAGAUCAAACAUUUCUUCAGGAAUAUAUAAAUUCACAUUUGCACAAAAGCCAGAAAUGCUCCUUCAAAAUGGCCCUCAUAAUGGCGAAACAAAACUUUGAAAAGCCUCAAGUAGGACAUAUGAGAGGGAUUUUUCAAAAAUCUCAUAUCAAAAUUUACUUGGCAUGGACUCUUAAACACUAACACCCCAAGAUUUUCCAUUAUCCCCGUGGAGGUUCAAGGAGGGGUUUGGAGGAGUGAGAAAGGUAGAGAACAGUCACUGUUGUUCAAGAAGGGGCCUGUGCCACCUUAGAUCACCAGUUGGUUUACGGUGGAGUAUAUUUGAGUAUUCAGUAUAAAAGUUCCCUGUAGGGAGUUGUUAGGGUUUUCAAAAAAUCGGAAUAAAAACAAAACUCUCGAUGGACUUUUUGUCAUAACUAACUGCAUAUCACAAUCUUGUUUUCGCAAGUACAUUUAAACUAAGCGAGCACUUGACCUUCUCCACCUUGAGUUGAAGUGCACCGUCAUCGACAAAUAAGAGACAGGCUGGUGGAUGUUUCUCAAGCGGACUCGUGUACACACUAAGUGACCAUAUACUUAAACAGAAAUUGGUCGCGUGUACCCAGCACAUCCCGCACGCAUACAUGGGGAGUUCCUACCAAAGGACAAUUAUCAGAAUGUAAAAAUACGCCCUCUCUUGUUUCCGCAAAAUGCAAAUUGCUUGCAUUCAUAACAUUAGCAUGUCAACAGACUGUUCAUAAAUCAGGUUGAAUACACGUCAGCCAUGGUUUUUGCUCCACAAGUGUGAUGUGAUCUGCCCAAGCCCUUCACGUGGGUGGCAGAAAAGUUGUGGAAAUAAAGUGAAACGAGCUGUGGAAAGAUAUCAGUAUCAACUGUGA